UUUAAUACCGGAUGAUUCGUGCUCCUUCGUCUAGCGUGUCAUCCCUUGAAGCCUCGUCUUUCCCGCGAAAACUUGGGUCAUUUUCUCUCUCUCUCCAGUACUCUUCUCUCACUCGCCUGUCAUGCCAUGAAGAACCAGAACACAAUCUUCUCCUGCAUCAUAAAUGUCUUCAGAUAUUCCCAACAAAGAUCAAAAUGCGAAACCCAUCGAUCCAGAUUCAUCGUCAUCAGACCCUCCUGCGUUGGACAAUAAAGAAUCAGAGACUUCUUCAACCACUAGGACACCGACCACCACCACCACCACCACCAAGGGCAAGCUGAGGAAGAUCCCUCCGAUCCCAAUCCGUCGAUCCCACUUCGACAAUGCAGAACCCAAUAAUGGCGAUGGUAAUGGUGAUGGUGAUGAUGAUGUCGAUGACGAUGUCCGCGACGAUGGCAUGGGACCUGGAGCGGAGGACGGCUCUUCUUCUCCAAUCUUUGCUUCUUCUCUUGGCCUCAAUCACAUCAGAACUAAGUUCUUUUCCACCCUUUCCCGUCCAUCAUCAUCAUCCAAUGCUGUUCCCUCCAAUCUCGGCAUUGAUAAGAGCAAGGAAACCGACGGAGGUGGCGAUGGUGGUCGUACCAAAUGGGAUUUUCCCCAUCACAUUAAUCAAUCCGUGGAACCAGGGAAAAAGAAUCAUUGGGCUCAAUCAAAAUCUUUGAGGUUACCCCAUCUUUCCAGUCCAGGGCUUGAGGACUUUUGGACAAGCAAGGAUAUUCAGUCUCCUCGCUUCCAGGCCAUAAUGCGGGUUACAAGUGGCCGGAGGAGGAAAAGACCUGAUGUGAAGAGCUUCUCUCAUGAACUAUGUUCCAAAGGGGGAGUCCGGCCCUUCCCAUUCUGGAAGCCUCGUGCAUAUGGGAGAACAGAGGAGAUUAUGAGUGUUAUUAGCACAAAAUUUGUCCGAUUAAAGGAAGAAGUUGACAACGACUUAGGCAUUCUGGCUGGUGAUUGGGUGAGCAUACUUGAAAAGAAUGAAGAUGCUGAUCCCAAAUGGAAAGAAAUAUUGGAGGAUUUGUUGGUUGUUGCUCGGAAGUGUGCUAAGAUGUCACCAAAUGAGUUCUGGUUGAAAUGUGAAGGUAUUGUGCAGAAUUUAGAUGAUCGCCGUCAGGAGCUUCCCAUGGGGACCCUCAAACAAGCCCAUACGAGAAUGCUUUUCAUCCUCACUAGAUGCACCCGUCUAGUGCAGUUUCAGAAGGAGGGUGGUUUUGAGGAUGAACAUAUACUUGGACUCCAUCAACUUAGUGAUCUUGGAGUCUAUCCAGAACAAAUUUUUGGGGGUGGACGACAGGGUUUCAAGAACUCUCUCAGUGGGAAGGAAGCUAGUGAGAAGCAUGCUAUGAAGUCAAAUGGGCAGGAACAAAGCAGUUUGACUAUGUAUGAAGAUCUUAAUGUUAGUUCUGCUGACCCUUCCACUGCGAAAAGUGUUGAUUCAUCUACAAGCAGGGAUAGGAUAUCUUCGUGGAAGAAACUCCCAUCUGCUGCUGAAAAGAACCAGAGCAAAGGCAUGGAUGAAAGCGAUACCCCCUUGAAGGAUAAAAUGGAUGCCUCGCAACAUCAAGAUAAAACAAAAUCAGAUGUUGAAGAUAAUGCUGAAAACAUUAAUACCCCACAAUGCCCUCUAGGAAGUGCAGAUCUUUCUUCAAAUGAACAAAAAGUUUGCUGGGGUGAUCAACAAAAUGUAGCAUAUGAGAAUAUGAUAUGUCGGAUUUGUGAGGUUGAAAUACCAACAGUACAUGUGGAAGAUCACUCUAGAAUCUGUGCCAUUGCGGAUAGAUGUGAUUUAAAAGGCUUAACAGUGAAUGAAAGGCUUGAAAGAGUUGCUGAAACUCUUGAGAAGAUACUGGAAUCAUUAACUCCAAAAAGUUGUGAUACUUCAAGAAGUCCAGAUGCAUCAAGUGUAGCUGACGUUUUUGAUCCUCCAUCUCCUAAGCAAAAUAGCCUGUCUUGCCAAUCUUCUGAACAUGAGAUUGAUUCUGUACCUGAAGCUGUUAAUGUUCUUUCCAUGAAUGAUCUGGAGAGUCUGCCCAACUUGUCAUGUAAGCCAAAUUCUAUCAUCAUGCCUGAUCAAGGUAAAGCGCCAUCAUCAGCAGGGAGCACAACCCCACGAUCUCCAUUAGUGACCCCACGGACUGGCCAAAUUGAAUUGCUAAAGUGUGGAAGGACUACAAUGUCAGAGCUUGAAAACUUUCAACAGGUAGUUUCUUGUCUUAGUUCCAACUACCCAUGACAUCAGUUUAUUUAGCACCCAUGAUUUCAUUUUGCUGCUUAUAUUUGCCAGUUACAGUUCAAAUGGAGAAAACAAUAACACAGUUUCAAAUGCAAAGCCCAACUCUUGCCUCAUGUAUAAUGACUAAUUUGUUUUACUAAGAAAACCUUCCUAGAUAAAUUUAACAUUAUUGUAUGCUGCUUUCAACUCCCAAAGAGCACCCCGAAUUUUACUUUUUCAACUCUAGCUUGCAUGAGACCAAAAAAAAAAAAAAUUUAAAAUUUUGGGCCUUUUCCCCUCUUUCCGUAUAUUUUAUUAUUCAAUAUUUUUUAGUUGGAAAUAAUGCUUUCACAGUCCAAGAAUAGGUCCUAUUUUUGUAUUAAAUGGGUAUUAAUUGUGAUGGGCUCAACUAUAAAACCCAAAAGCUUAGUAAAAAUUCUUUUUUCCUAGUCGCAUUAGGAGAAAUAGUUUUUUU
This is a messenger RNA of Macadamia integrifolia, 2720 nucleotides long. RefSeq names its product probable serine/threonine protein kinase IRE. The coding region runs from base 164 to 2266 and encodes 700 amino acids. The record is from RefSeq and is a predicted model, not a curated record. NCBI's taxonomy places the organism in Eukaryota, Viridiplantae, Streptophyta, Magnoliopsida, Proteales, Proteaceae. The transcript is spliced from 4 exons.